UUGGCAGAGUUGCACCGAUGAACGUUAGUCUGGUCACUUUUCAAGCGUUUUUCAACCGUUUUACAGGAUAUUUCCAAAUCAGCAGAGAUGUCAUCGCCUCUAUCAAAGCCCCAGAUUAUUGCGCACAUUCAGAAGAGCUUGAACUACACCGUUUUUGACAGUAAAUGGAUUCCGUGCAGUGCGAAGUUUGUCUGCUUGGGGAACUUUCCCAGAGGAACCGGAGUAAUGCAGAUAUAUGAAAUGCAGCACGGAGAGGCUCAGCUUAUUAAGGAGGUGGAGAAACCUAAGCCCAUAAAAUGUGGGACAUUUGGGGCCACCUCUCUUCAACAAAGACACAUAGCAACUGGGGAUUUUGACGGAAAUCUCAAUAUAUGGAAUCUGGAGGCACCUGACAUCCCAGUGUACAGUGUAAAGGCCCAUAAAGAAAUAGUGAACAGUAUCGAUGGUGUUGGUGGCCUGGGGAUUGGUGAUGGUGCACCUGAGAUAGUCACUGGAAGCAGAGAUGGGACAGUAAAGGUGUGGGAUCCCAGACAGAAGGAUUCACCUGUAGCCAACAUGGAACCCAUGGAAGGAGAAACCAAGAGGGACUGCUGGACUGUAGCAUUUGGUCACGCCUUUAAUGAUCAGGACCGCUGUGUUUGUGCUGGCUAUGACAACGGCGACAUCAAACUCUUUGACCUGCGGAACAUGUCUGUACGGUGGGAAACCAACAUUAAAAAUGGGGUAUGCUGUGUGGAGUUUGACAGGAAAGACAUCAACAUGAACAAGCUGGUAGCCACCUCACUGGAGGGAAAAUUCCACGUCUUUGACAUGAGGACCCAGCACCCCACCAAGGGCUUCGCCUCUGUUUCCGAAAAGGCUAAUAAGUCAACCAUCUGGCAGGUGAGACACUUGCCUCAAAACAGAGACAUCUUCAUGACUGCAGGGGGAGCAGGCAACCUACAUCUGUGGAAGUAUGAGUAUCCUGCUCAGAGAAGCAAGAAGGACUCGAAUGAUGUGGAUGUGGGCGUAGCCGGCACUGUCAACCUCUUACAGAACGUCACUCUGUCCACUCAGCCAAUCGCCAGCCUGGACUGGAGUCCUGACAAGCAGGGCCUGUGUGUGUGUUCAGGCUUUGACCAGUCUGUCCGUGUGCUCAUCGUCACCAAACUCAACAUGGUGUGAAAAGGUAGGCUGCAACAAAAACUGAUGGUCUUCGCAGGCCAAUACAAAACAGGAUGCAACUACAUGGAUGUGCCAGUAGUGUUUAAAUGACUGCCUUUUUGUGAGGCUGAAUUGUACGUUUGGUGAUCGUUGGACUGAUGACCUUCUAUUUGAAGACAACAGUUUCCUACUGCAGGACUUGGCAGCUGUCCGUCUAGAUUUCGUACGACUGAUACUCAUCUUUAGAUUUAGCUUGGCAGGAAAGAAUUUUAUUCACAUGAAGUGGGAAAUCUUUUGUGUGGGUUAUGUCAUUUAGUCCCUGAAAAACGUUUUGCACUUGGCUGAGCCUUGGAGGCGAUGUUAUCCUCUAGUGCAGAGAAAUGUCCCUGUAACACAAUGAUACAUUUCCCAGAUUAGCAAAAACCCUCUAUUAGGUUGGAUAAAUGAGUCAUACAGCCUCUGGCUUGGAAUAACACUUUGGGGAUCAAGAUUUAAUUUCUUUAUCUAUUUCCAUUUUUGUAGGAUGCUCACUGAAACACCUGUCUUUUGUUGCACUAUUGGUGAACGUUGUACCCCAGAUUGUCUUAUUGUUAUAAGUUGUCACUUUUGAUAUGAUAUUUUAAUGAGAACUCUUCAGAUUAAAUGUGCGUUUGGAGAAAAAAAACAAAACACUUUCUCAGCGUCCUCUAUCCAGUGUGAAAGGCUUGUUUAUAACAUCAGGAGUAAGUAAGGUAAAGAGAAGUGCUAUUUGUAUGAACACAUUCUUAUCAGCUCAAGACAAAAGAGUCACAUAAGGAUCCAGCAGGAUUAAUACAGCCAUUUGCUAGAAUGUUCCAAGCAUUAUCAUAUCCAGCAUUUGAACUUGAAGAAGUCCUGUAGAUCCUGGUCGUCCUCCUGUCUGUCAUUGAUCCUGGCAUAGACACUCCUCAGCAGCUUUGUCAUGGACUUUCCAUCCAAGAUGUCGAUGUAUUUCUCUAUGCAACCUACAAAGGCGGCCACAGAUUAGUACAAAUUCUUUAACGUAUGAAGGCUUUCUUUUCAAAAUGACAUCCCAAAUGUCGGUCACACUGUUUGAGGUGCGUUUUACAUUUUUUGAAACGGUCUUAGUCAUCUCAGAUGAGCGUUCAUGUAAUAAUACUUAAUACUUGCUUUGUGCAUCAUCAGAUAUUUAUCUGACGUCAUGCUGCAUGUAUGUACUCUAUGUAACAGGUCAUGCAAUCUAUCUGGCUAUCGCACCUGUUGAAUGUGGUACCUCUCUAUAAAUAGCAUGUCAUGGCCCAUCUGAUUGGGCCUGGCUGCAUGAUUUCAACACAACACUGUAUUUAAACAACACACUUAUUAAAUAUAGUCAAAGUGACUACUAAGAAAAUGUAAUAAAAGUCAGUUCAUAUUUUUCUGUGACUGACAGCGUUGACGUGCAACCUGUAAAUUCUUAAGUAUUUUACAAAAUUCUGUUCGUCUGUGCCAAAUUAUUAUAAAAUG
Molecule: messenger RNA, 2625 nt
Organism: Toxotes jaculatrix (banded archerfish)
Lineage: Eukaryota; Metazoa; Chordata; Actinopteri; Toxotidae
Gene: dnaaf10
Product: dynein axonemal assembly factor 10
Exons: 8
Coding region: 88-1164 (358 amino acids)
Molecular function (GO): ubiquitin binding
Source: RefSeq, a predicted model, not a curated record